Molecule: messenger RNA, 1434 nt
Organism: Odobenus rosmarus divergens (Pacific walrus)
Lineage: Eukaryota; Metazoa; Chordata; Mammalia; Carnivora; Odobenidae
Gene: DORIP1
Product: chromosome unknown open reading frame, human C14orf28
Exons: 5
Coding region: 246-1178 (310 amino acids)
Source: RefSeq, a predicted model, not a curated record
ACGCAUCCUGCGGUCCUGGCUCCGUGGGUCGGGUCGGAUCGGGCCUGGGCGCUGGAGCUGCUGUGGCUCCCGCCGCGGCGGGUGCGAUGGAGGCGGUGCCAGAACCCAGCACUCACGCCGGGGAGGCCCAGACAGCGGACGGUGCUAGUAGAUGAAGCGGCGGCGGCAGCAGCAGGGGCUCUCCAUGAGCAAGCGGCGGCGGCGACGGGUGCGGCGGCACCGACGGUUUUCGGUCCCCGGGGAGGAUGAAGACACUGUAUGAAGAGAUCAAAGCAUCAAUUAAAAAUAACUAUAACCAAGACCGCUCAUUUUGGAGGCCUGUUCUUCCUUGGGGAGGUGUUUUUACUAUCAAAGCUGGCCGCAAAGCAGUGUCCUGUACACCACUCUACGUUGAAAUAAGACUGAAAAAUACCUGCACCAUAGAUGGAUUCUUGAUGUUAUUAUAUGUCAUUCUUAAUGAAAAUGAAAAUUUCCCCAGGGAACUCUCUCUUCAUUUAGGUAGAGAGUUUGUAGACUGUUUCCUUUAUUUAAUGGACACCUACAGUUUCACAACUGUGAAGCUACUUUGGAUUUGGGACAAGAUGGAAAAACAGCAAUACAAAUCUGAAGUUCAUAAGGCUUCAUUAAUCAUUGAUCUAUUUGGGAAUGAGCAUGAUAAUUUUACAAAAAAUCUCGAAAAUCUCAUGUCUACCACGCAAGAGAGUUAUUGUUCCAACUGGCGAUGCCCAACUCGAGUGCAGGAAGAUCAGCAACGCACAAUUAAUAUAAAUCCUCCCCAAGAAAUUCCUCAUGGAAACUUGAUACGACUGGCUGUGGAUGAGUUAUUCUGUUCCAGGAUUGAACUGUGUGAAGAGAGUGGGUGUGGUGGCUUAAGAGAAUUUUCCCAGCGAGUUUUCUGCCAUGGGGCACCCCCUUUUGUUGUCUUAAAUAUGCAGCAUUGGAAAUCUGAAGAUCUGGCAUAUGUACCAUAUUACUUGGAUUUAUCUGAUCACAAGUAUUUGUUGGAAGGUGCCACAUUAUUUAACAAAGAGGAACAUCAUUAUUCUGCAGCUUUCCAAAUUGAUGGACAUUGGAUGCACUAUGAUGGCCUCAGAAAUGUGAAUUUAAUUUUGUUAAAUAAACCCCCAGAGUUUCUCCUCUUGUCAUCAUUGGUUUAUAUUCGAGCAACAGAGAAAUAAAUAUAGACUGAUGCUAAAUUAAAUUCUUUUCCCUCCUACCCAUGCUCCCCCAGAUGAAGGGCUUUUAUUUUGUAUAUACUUGGUAUCCAAGGAAAUAGUUGAACUAUACUAGUUUCAGAGGUGUAUUUUCCAGUGUUUAGCCCCAGGUAAAUAUUAUAUAUAGACAAUCUAUGCAAAAAUAUUUGUAUUUCUUUUUUCUAUGUCCUGGGUUAUUUUUAUAUAAGCAUACUUUAUGUUGAAAUAAAAUAUAUCUUGU